Morchella importuna is the source of this 627-nucleotide messenger RNA. RefSeq lists its product as uncharacterized. The coding region runs from base 1 to 627 and encodes 208 amino acids. The record is from RefSeq and is a predicted model, not a curated record. Gene Ontology annotation, cellular component: cytosolic large ribosomal subunit; ribosome. Gene Ontology annotation, biological process: translation. The transcript is spliced from 5 exons. Lineage: Eukaryota; Fungi; Ascomycota; Pezizomycetes; Pezizales; Morchellaceae. Gene Ontology annotation, molecular function: structural constituent of ribosome.
AUGACAUUUUCCACGACCUUGGAGCUCCCGGUCCAUGAUAAUAAGGGGAUGUACACCACCCCCAUCAACUGUGGUGUCUUCGGAGUUAGAUUCUAUAGGAGCCUUUUUCGAAUUGAUUCGUUCUCGAUCGUUAAAGACGCAAAAAUGGGUCACUCUGGUGGUAUUCGUUCCGGUACUAGAUAUGCCUUCUCUCGCGACUUCCGCAAGAAGGGUAUGAUCGCUUUGUCUACCUACCUCAAGGUUUACAGAGUCGGUGACAUCGUCGACAUUAAGGCCAACGGUGCCGUCCAGAAGGGUAUGCCCCACAAGGUCUACCACGGAAAGACUGGUGUCGUCUACAACGUCACCAAGUCCGCCCUCGGUGUCAUCAUCUACAAGAAGGUCGGCAACCGCUUUAUCGAGAAGCGCGUGAACGUUCGCAUCGAGCACGUCAACCACUCCAAGUGCAGAACCGAGUUCGUCAACCGUGUCAAGGCCAACGCUGAGAAGAAGCGCCAGGCCAGGGAACAGGGCACCCACAUUCACUUGAAGAGGCAGCCCGUCCAGCCCCGUGAGGAGCGCACCGUCUGCGCCAAGGACAACCUUCCCGAGACCGUUACCCCCAUCCCAUACGAGACCACUAUCUAA